AUGAGCGCGGGGCACGUCGUCUGCACCGGCUGGCUGAUCAAGUCGCCCCCCGAGAAGAAGCUCAAGCGCUACGCUUGGCGGAAACGCUGGUUCGUGUUACGUCAAGGCCGGAUGAGCGGCAACCCCGACGUGCUGGAAUAUUAUCGGAACAGUCAUUCCAAGAAGCCAAUCCGGGUGAUCGAUCUGAACGAGUGUGAAGUGGUGAAGCACUCGGGCUCCAACCUGAUCAAGAAGGAGUUCCAGAAUAACUUUGUCUUUGUUGUGAAAACAACCUACCGCACCUUCUACCUGGUGGCCAAAUCGGAAGAGGAAAUGCACGUGUGGAUCCACCACAUAACCCAGAUCUGUAACUUCGGACACUUGGAAGACGGGACAGAUUCAGGGGACAGCCUGUCCCACACGACGUCUUCCCCGCAACCUUCUCCGGCCAUUUCUGCCCACGUGUUGAGGAGUGCCAACCCGUCUCUCACCUCCGACCAUGCCAGCACCGAUGCAGCAGCAGCUGAGGAGACAGCCAGCGAGUCGGAAUCUGUCUUUCUGCCUGACUAUCUCUUUUUAUCCAACUGUGAGACUGGAAAACUCAGCCAUGUUAGGUGCCACAGUUGGUCCAAUUCUGACCGUUCUCUGGAGAGGACGUUAUCCGAUGAUGUCUUCUUUGACUUCGUGUCUUCUCAGUCCUCACUGUGCUUACAGCUUUCUGGCGGCCUGCUUCAAGAGAUGGUCCAGCCAACCCUUCAUGGAAUCCUUCCAAGAAACACAGAUUCAAGCGGACCUCCUUCUGGUGACUUCUCUUCUUCCUCGCCCUUGUCAGGGCCUCCUGCGACGCCAACCAUCCUAGCAGAAAAAAGCCAGAACACUCUACCCUAUGGCUUUACCGAAAUGGAGAUUUUGGCUAAGACUCCCCCUCCCAGGCCACCAAAGCCCUCCCACUUUCCGGACAGAAGAGCUGAAGAGCAGGCUGGUGUGGUCCUUCAGAAUGGACACGCAAGGAUCUCCAGCUCUCCAGGGAUCUUCGUUCCAAGGAGGAUUUCCCUCUCUGGACUGGACAGCAUGAAGAAUUGGAGAGCAGACAUGGAAGAAAAUUCUUUACGGCGCAGGGAUAAGAGGUUGAGCUUGAACUUGCCUCGCCGAGUGAGCCCUCUCUACUCCUGCGCGUCCAGCAACACCGAAGACAGUUACGUCCCCAUGCACCCAAGCACCUCCCCUCCUAUCGCAGGAACUGACUGCACCCCUGAUGGCUACAUUCCCAUGAACCCAGGAUCAGCUACGUUCGCUCUUGCCGAAGUUAGCACGGAAAAGCUCACCAGCCCCUUGCCUGAGCUCCCCUUGGAUUUGGAACCCCCGCCGGUGAACCGAGAUCUUAAGCCUCGGACGAAAUUCCGACCGCCUCCGUUGGACCUGCGAAACCUUUCCACCAUCAGAGAACAUUCUGCCUUAACCAGGACAUGGACUGUGCCUUACAAUCGAACAAGCUUUAUCUCUCCAGAAAGAGACUGCAUUAAUUCAGCAAGGGUAUUUGCUGCUUCAGUUUCCGGAGAAGAGGAAGGAAGUUACAUUCAAAUGGAGCACCAACAAGCAACAUCCCCAUAUAAUGGAGAUUUCCAAUCGCCAAAGAAGUUUAACCUUGACUACUUAGCACUGGAUUUUAAUUCUGCUUCUCCAUCUCCUGUACAGAAGAAACCUUUCCUCUCUGAAGAACAACGAGUGGACUACGUUCAGGUAGACGAGCAAAGAACUCAGGCUCUGCAAAAUACGAAACAGGAAUGGACAGAUGAGAGGCAAUCCAAAGUGUGAAGAGGAGAAGGCAUGGAUUGGUUCCUUGGUUAGCUGGAUUUUUUGUUUUUAUUUUUGCACACCAAAAUCGGGUCAUUUGAACGAUGGAGCAGAGACUGGAAUUGUUGCAGAGCAGAAGAAGACAUCUGAUAGUUGCUGUCCUCGUGUUGUGAGGAUGGUCACAGAAGGAGCGGGUCAUCUGUAAAAAGAUUGGGGUGCGGUUGAUCGGAAUGACAUCCUUUCGUCAUUUCCUUCAUUGCUUCUUCCAGUUAGUAUCUGAAUGGUACCCAUGUUAAAACCUGAACUUGACUUCUUUGGACAUUAGCAGGAACAAAAGCCUCGCAGUGUCAACAUUCAACACUGUAGUUACUUGUGACUUUUUUUUUCUCUACAUCCUGGCUACUUAACAGAAGCUAGAUCUAUUAUAGCAGCUGGUACUGAUCGAUGCUAGGAAAAUAAGGGCUAAAUAUUAGAAGUUAGAGAAAGUAACUGGUGGGAGGGGAAGGUUUAGGUUUUUUGAUAUAAAAUGUUUGCCAUUUUCCUGACUAAAUCCAAGAGUGUAAAUACCACUUCUUUUUGCCAGUGGAACUCAUCUACAGAGAGUAAAAUCCAUCACUUCGUUUGUCUCUUUGUUUGUAAAAGCCCCAGAGGUGCAUUGGUUAGGCAUGCAGUAUUGCAGGCAAACUCUGCCAACAGUCUGGAGUUUGAUCCCAACCGGCUCAAGGUUGACUCAGCCUUCCCUUCUUCCUAGGUUGGUAAAAUGAGGACUCAGAUUGUUGGGAUGGGGCAAUAUACUGAUUCUGUAAACCGCUUAAAGAGAGUGAUAAAGCACUAUGAAGCGGUGUAUAAGUCCAAGUGCUAUUGCUAUUGUCUCCUCACUUGGGCAGAAUUGCCUUAAGCUGCAUCCACAGGCUUCCAUGUUGUCACUUUCAAACUUUGGGACACUGUUAAGCUAUUUUUCUAACUCCACCAUGUUUGGAGACCACCCAAAGGCUGUGUCUGUGCUACAGGAAGGAAAAUGCUAGCCAGUUUCUGGAUUCUAGUAGGCAACCAUACUGGAUUUCUGCAGGGAAGUCCUCGGUCAAAAAAUCAUGAUGAGGGCUAUGAUUGUGUAUAGAAAGUCUUGUCCUUUUUUUAAUGUGCAUUGUGACCUCCCUCUUGAUUUUAUUUUUUAUUUUUUGGUCCCCCGGCAGAUAUUCCUGGAUCAGUACUUGAGAUUUUGUUCCUUUGUUGAGUGUCACUAAUGCUAAGAAUUCUUCGAAUGAAUCUGACUGAAACAUUUAGCAUUAAAAUAUUUACUUCUGAUUUAGUGUUCCC
Pseudonaja textilis is the source of this 3090-nucleotide messenger RNA. RefSeq names its product GRB2 associated binding protein 3 (gene GAB3). Gene Ontology annotation, biological process: signal transduction. Gene Ontology annotation, cellular component: cytoplasm. NCBI's taxonomy places the organism in Eukaryota, Metazoa, Chordata, Lepidosauria, Squamata, Elapidae. Gene Ontology annotation, molecular function: signaling adaptor activity. The record is from RefSeq and is a predicted model, not a curated record.